This is a messenger RNA of Paramormyrops kingsleyae, 2508 nucleotides long. RefSeq names its product rhomboid, veinlet-like 2 (Drosophila) (gene rhbdl2). The record is from RefSeq and is a predicted model, not a curated record. Gene Ontology annotation, molecular function: serine-type endopeptidase activity. Lineage: Eukaryota; Metazoa; Chordata; Actinopteri; Osteoglossiformes; Mormyridae. Gene Ontology annotation, cellular component: membrane.
CGGGCGCUGUGGGGGGGAUAUGGACUGUUCUAAAGUUGUCAUCUGCUGGGUAUCCUGUUUGCGCUCGGCGUCCGGUGUCUCGAAGAGAAGGAAAUGCGAGGAAGCAGCAACCCUGGGAGAAGCCUGUAAUCACUGAGCUCACUUUCGGGAGAGAGACCUCCGCCGCUUCUCGGACUGCGGGGGAAGCUUUCGUUUUCUCCCUCCAUUCCUACAUGCUACGCGUUUUAUCACAACAAACCUUAUUAUUCCUAUGGUUCAAGCUAUGAAAAUGAUCUAGACGCCGGUUAUAAAGUUAAGCAGGGACUCGGAUUAAUCUGGAGUGCAUGUGGAAUAUCAGGAUAUUCGCAAAGCAGUGAAACAUGGAGUCCGUGGAGGUGGAUCAGUCCUCAGCCUUCCCAGUGUGGAGGGAUGAGGAGGCGCCAGAGGAGGAGCCAGAGGAGGAGGCAGCUGAUGGUGAUGAAGGUGGGGGCCCGGUGGGCUGCUGUGAGAGGUUCCAGCACUCCAUCUCCCGGUGGAUGCUUCCUCCACAUGCACGCGACGUCUACCUGGAGCGAGCCAACUGCUGCCCCCCUCCCAUCUUCAUCAUCCUCGUCAGCAUAGGAGAGUUGGCUGUCUUCAUCUACUACGCCGUGUGGAAACCGCAGAAGCAGUGGGUGACGCUGGGGGAUGGGAUCUGGAACAGCCCCCUGACCUACAAACCCGACAAAAGGGAGCAGGCGUGGCGCUUCAUCUCCUAUAUGUUCGUGCAUGCGGGGGUGCAGCACAUCCUGGGGAACCUGCUGAUGCAGCUGCUGCUGGGCAUUCCCCUGGAGCUGGUGCACAAGGGCUUCGAGGUGGGCAUGGUGUACAUGAGCGGCGUCCUUGCAGGUUCUCUGGCGAGCUCCAUAUUUGAUCCCUUGAAUGCCCUGGUGGGGGCCUCGGGUGGAGUCUACGCCCUGAUGGGCGGCUACUUCAUGAACGCCAUAGUGAAUUUCAGGGAGAUGUUGCCCUUGCUGGGAAUCUUCCGCAUCGCGGCGAUCGUGCUCAUCGUGGGGACCGACAUGGGGUUUGCCCUCUACAGAAGGUUUCUGACUCAUGAUUCAGGUUACAAGGUCUCCUUCGUGGCCCACAUUGCUGGCGGCAUAGCGGGCAUGACCGUCGGCUACGUUUUCUUCAGCAGCUACAAUCAGAAGCUCCUCAGGGACCCUCGAUUCUGGAUGUGCAUCGUGGGAUACCUCCUCUUCAUCGUGUUUGCCGUGGCCUUCAACAUCUUCCUUUCCCCAGCGUAGGGCCAAGCAGCUAAAGUCAAAAGGCACGUUCAACGUGUGGUUAUGGACUGGUGAACGUGUCUUUUAGGAUACAGUCAAUCUUUGUAUGGGGAGCCAUCCCUUAAUUGUAUUUUGGGAUGUUUUUUUUCUGUAAAGGGAGAUUUUGAGAUCCUUUAGUCGUUGGUGUCAUUGCGCUUGAUGACACUGACGAUGAGGUAGGGCUGUAUCCUUUCCACUGUGUGGGAUGGCUUCCUGUUUAGCCCAAUUUCUGACCCGUUACAAAGCAGAACUCAGGUAAAUUAGCAGACAUAUCUCAGUCUCAGGUUAUAUCGCCCAUGAAUGGUUCUCCACAUUGCGAGUUCAGUCUUCAAACAGCGUAACUUUUGACUGUUACCAGAAAGAUAUGUUGUUUACUCUCAGGUCUUCUUGGAACAUUCCUGCCUUAUUUUAGAAAUGUUUUAUUCCUCUUAACCUAAACAAGUUGCCGUUUAUACUGCAGAAAUGACACAGUGUUUACAUGAGCUGAAGGACGUCUUUCCGCCCGCCGGUCGUUCUUUGGGACAGUCCCACGUCGUGCCUGUUUUGGAGUCACUACUGUGAACAUCUGCCAUUAUUCCUCGCUUUACUAAUUGUAUGAAAAUAACAACUUGCCAUUCUUUGUAUUGUUCAGAGUGGUGACUCAGGAAGCUCAGUUAGGGGUUGAAGCUGGUGUGGCCUUAAUGUGUUAGCAAGUCAUUCACUGCUCCAUUAGUAAGGUGCAUCUUCUCCUUAAACACCAGUGUCUGAUACGUUUCCAGCCCUUUUCCCAUCCCGGUGCUGAUGAGUUACCCUGAUGAGUUUUGGGGUGAGUUACUGUCGCCUGACUUGAAGGGGAACGAAGGGGAAUUGUGCUGGUGUUUUGGCCGGACUUGUGUUGUGACCGUUAAGGAGGUCAUCUUGCUCCAUUUAAAAUUUGUUGCAUGACCCUGUGUCCCACCGCAAAAGACCCUAAGGCAGAAGUGUUUGGGAGAGUGUGAUCACUAAUUGGGCAGGUCGUCACAUUGAGUCAUUUUUGUUUCAUUUUGUUUUUGCUUUAAUCAAAUUAGCUGGUAUUAAUUGGUAGUUUGAGAAAGGGCUGUGAUGUUUAGUUGGUAUUUUGUUGAUGACUAGUACUCAGUUUGAAGUAUAUUUUAUACUUUUCAUAUGCUUCAUAAUGUAUUCUGUAUUUUAUUGGUCCUGUAGAACAAUGAAAUAAAUGUUUUUUUUAUAAUUAUCUUAAACA